This is a messenger RNA of Pipistrellus kuhlii (Kuhl's pipistrelle), 469 nucleotides long. Its product is annotated as ATP synthase-coupling factor 6, mitochondrial-like. The coding region runs from base 53 to 418 and encodes 121 amino acids. The record is from RefSeq and is a predicted model, not a curated record. Gene Ontology annotation, biological process: proton motive force-driven ATP synthesis. NCBI's taxonomy places the organism in Eukaryota, Metazoa, Chordata, Mammalia, Chiroptera, Vespertilionidae. Gene Ontology annotation, molecular function: proton transmembrane transporter activity. The transcript has a single exon.
AGGACAGUGAUGGUGGGGUGGCUCUGGCAGCUUGGGACUGAGUACAGUCACCAUGAUUCUUCAGAGGCUCUGCGGGUUCUCUUCUGUCAUUCGGUCUGCAGGCUCAGUCCGUUUGUGGAGGAAUAUGGGUGUUACCGCAGCGGCAUUUAAUAAGGAGCUUGAUCCGGUACAGAAACUCUUCCUGGACAAGAUUGGGGAAUACAAAACGAAGCGACAGUCAUCUGGAGGACCUGAUAAUGGUGGCCCAGAGUAUCAGCAAGACACGGAGAGGGAGCUUUGUAAGCUUAACCAAAAGCAUGGUAAAAUAGACAAGAAUACGUUCCCAGACUUCAGAUUUGAAGAUCCCAAAUUUGAAGUCGUGGAAAAAACCCCAGUCCUGAAGAAAUGUAAAAUAUUUCUGGUCAUGUGUCCUAGAUGAGUUGUAUAAUCUGAUCAAAAGUAUCAGAAGAAACACACAUUUCAACAAUGU